AUGAGACGUUGGCUCGCAGUUGAAUCGGGACCGACAUUCGACGAGGUUCCACUAGAAAAUGCAAUUCUUGGAUGUGGCCCUAAUAGUUUACAUAUCUAUGACAGGGGAAUAGUCAUGGGACCAAUACCGUAUUGGGACAUCACGUUACAUGAGGACACAUUCACUCUUGUACGAGAUGAUAUUAAUGAUGAUUCCGGCGAAAAAUGCAAUCGCUUUCCGAUCGCCAUCGACUCAGCUAAGCGAGUAUUCGCACGUCUUCGUGAUGACCACUCUUUGGUAGUGUAUAACCCCGACACAAAAACAUGGCGACCAUAUUAUCUUGCUCCAGGGUCGCAUCUAAACCUAGACAGGCUGAAUGUGCGAGGCUUGCAUGAAUCAUUUGGAAGAGCUGGGCGCAGAGUUGGUGCAGUUGAAUCUCCACUUACGGUAUACAGUGACGGACCAGUGAUUGUGGCAAGGAUGAAAGCUGGGCGAAGACAAUUUUUCUAUCGAGUUACUUUUGAUCAUGAGAAAUGUGAAUUUCUGUGCGAACAGCGUGGAUGGGCACGCUUCUCAGGAGGGGUAGAUCAAAUGUUCUACACUAUUGUCGGAGAAAACUCUCUCAUUUUGAUUGGCAUACGAGCUGUUGCUAUUGCUCCAUUGCAGCCACCCACACUAGUGGAAUGUGCUUUGAUGUCUUUGCAAGACCGACAUUGUAAAAAGGAUAGUACGGGUGCUCGAAUGGGAGGUCUUACGCCUGAGCAAGUCAAGAAAAUGGUGAACUACCGUGGAACAUCUCUUAUUCCUGUCUGA
Messenger RNA from Cylicostephanus goldi, 792 nucleotides. The record is from the annotation of a GenBank genome assembly. NCBI's taxonomy places the organism in Eukaryota, Metazoa, Nematoda, Chromadorea, Rhabditida, Strongylidae.